AUGAAAUCAUUAAUCUUCGAUAGCCCGACUAAAGUUAUAUUCUAUGGUAGCAGGCAGAGCUCAUUUAUCAUAGAAAAUUAUUGCAAUGAUGGAGAUAUCGAAUUUCGCGAUAGAGUCAAGAAAAACCUAAUUACAAUUAAAAACUUCACGAUUACAAAUGUAUUUCGGACAUCUAUGGUUACAUUUCCCAUUUAUGAAGAGUUAUUUGUGAAUCCUUCAUUUAAACUUGAAGUUGUAUUAGAAGAAAACGAUGUAAUAGAGUUUGCUAAUGAAGGUAUUUAUGCUUCCGAGAUCUUUAUUAAUACAAUGAAAUUUAAAUCGAUUUUAUUCAAAGCAAAGUCAACAGUUAGGCUAACAAAGUCAGCCCCGAUACCUAUAUUCAUGCAAGAGAUACCAAGCAUCGAAUUUUCUUCACCAGAUGCUUUCAUUACUUUUAAUCCAAUUUGGGGAGCGGCUCCUGUUACAACUGUUGGUCCAGGGACUAUCAGAGCGGAAAAUUCAAUUACAAUUGACUUCGAAAACAUCGAAGAUAUCACUCCAUCCAUUUAUAAAAUUUAUGCUCGACAUAUUACUAAGAAUACCACCAAAUACAACGGCAAAUUCUGCUUCUACAACGUUAACAUACCAGAAAAUAAAGAUUGCGCCUUCGUGAAGUACAAUUUGGGCGGUCCAAUCACAUAUCCAAUUCCAAACACGUUAAAACUGGCCAACUUCUUGAUAUACGAUACCUACCCAACACAAGCACAGAUAGAUGCAGCCUAUUUCGCAGGUAGAACCAUCUCAAUCGUUGGAGCUGACUUCAUCACAAAAAUUUCAGUGGAUUUAUCACAUGGUGGCCCUGCACACAUGUUUCUUGAGAACGCCGAUAUCGAACUGAUCGGUUCAGAGCUCUCAAUUCAGAAUUUAACCCUUGGAAAAAAAGUUAAAUUAAAUUUCAAAGACGAAAACCUUCCAGUUUUCAAUGUUUCGACAUUGGAAUGCAUGGAACCAACUGACUUCUUCCAGGACUGCAGAUUCCACUGCCAUAACCUCAUUAUUCCUUCAAAUAACUUCAAUUUAAUUGAUGAUUUGGAUGAUGACCAAGUUGACUACACCUACGUCAAUUUCAAGGAAGGCCACCAAAUAAAGGAGCUCGUUUUCAGGCAAAACAGCUUCCAAAUCCAGUUUGCUGGCAAAGCAUUUCGAAUUCCGAACCAACAGCUCUUGAAAUUGUCUUUUGUACUUCCGUAUCAACAGAACCAAGAAAUUAAAAUAAGAGCAGUACUUCCUUAUGAGUACAAAUUGGAGUUUUUCCCUAAAAUAAUUUAUUUGAACGAAUCUUCUGUCAACUACGACUUUGACGAGAGUUGGGAAGACAACAAUAUUGGUGUUAAGUCCGGUAGAGGUGAUUUCUUCCAUCCAACUAAGAUAAAUUACAUUCAUUCGAAAUCAUCAAUUACGAAACUGCUCGAGAUCUUCGAUUUAAAGGAAUAUAUCCACUCAGAUAGAAUUCACAGCUCCGGAUAUUGCAUUUCUGAUGAUCCAUCCCAAUGCGGACAAGAUCAACAAGUUAUACCAAACUCAGAUAAGGUCUUGAGUAGAAUAUUCUUGCCUGAUCCGUAUGGAGAUUGCACUAUAAAGGUAGUUUCCCCUAAUGUUAUCCUCGAUAUGCAUUGUUUCGGAGGAAUUAAUGUGAAAUUAUACUCACAGUCCUCAAAUACGAUCACCUUGCUUUUCAGACCUAAUGUUAUUAUUCCGAAACUCGAAAUCUACUACUUAACAACCAAUUUCAGAACUGUAGAUGAAAUGGAUUCGAUUAUCAUCGGAACAUUGAUCUCAGAUACAUCCGAAAUCCAAACAGCCGGAAUGAACAAGCCGAUAGAUGUCCAUAAUCUUAUGAAAAUCUUGGCUACGGCCUAUUUUAACUUAGUUUCGUUUUUAACUCCAUCGACGACGCGUAGAAUCGAGUUAGUUUCAAGCGAUGACUCCAAGCCAAUAUCAAACAUUAUCGUUUGUCCCGACCAUUUCGUUUUCGAAAUGACAUCUCAAUAUACAGUUAUAGCAAACUUCUCAAUGUUUGCAUCUAUCACAUAUAUCCAUGCUUCCCAGAAGGCUACGAAGAUUACUAUUGCUCCAACUAACCGAUUUGGUGUAUUUUUGCCGAAAAUGCCAGAUUUAGAAUUCCUCAGCUUAUCAACUUAUAUCUCCUUCUCCGAGGAUUGGUUCGAGCUCAACCCUGUCGUAUCCAGUAAAGGCCAUAUCACAACUCGUCAUGCUUAUCCAGCACAAGUCUUUACUCCGAGGAAUGUAAUUCCGGAUAUUUUUAUUUUCGACCAAGAACCAAUUGUCAGCUUUUUCUCUGACUCUUCUUAUUGUUUGUACAAAUCAAAUCCGAAAUCUUGUCCGGAUUCGUACAUUCCUUUCAAAUACUCCUCAAAGAAGAUCAGUAUGAAGGUCCUGGAGUCGUAUACCAAGCAAUUAACAAUAUUUAUUGCGGAUUCGACUCCAUCAGAUAUGCCAACUAUAGAUGAAGACGUCGCAUCGCUUGAUAAGUUGACAAUUACGGCUAAGUAUACACAGUUUGUUGCAAUACAUGCCGAAAAAGUCAUCAAAACGCUGAAUUUAAUUAAUACCAAUAUUUAUGUUUUCUCUCAGACGAAUAUUCCUGUUUAUAACUUAUCAAUGAUUGGAUCUUCAACCAUAUUAUCAGAUACAAUGAACAUUAGCCACGCAACUUUGUCUUUAGAAUGUUAUAAGAACAUACAAGACAAAUUACGACCAACUACUGACAUAAUCAUACUCGAUGAGAACAUGUCAACCAUUUAUUUCAGAAACGAUGUAAUUUACAUCAACGAAAUUCCGAUUUAUUAUACGUAUUACGACCAUAUCUCACUAACGAUCCUCCAUACAGUCAUUUUCGCUCCGUAUGGUAGUAAUUACAUAUGUUCCAAGCCUCUAAAUAUCGAUUUCGCCGGAAAUGACCCUUCAGUUACUUUUGAUUCAUCCUGGGAAACGAUUCCGACCGCAAACAGGACCAAUGCCAACAUGACGAGUGAUGUUCCGAUUAAAAUCUUCGGUGUUGUCCACGAUGGCUUCCAAUUCUCCAAAGAAUACAUAAAUUCUGCUGCCAAAAUCUGCGUCCACGGUCGUCAUGACUCUUGUCCGUCCGGAUAUACUAAAUUGCAGUACAAUAACAAGCCAUUAGUCCUCGACUCGUCCAUUAAACAGAUGGAGUUACUCAUAAUGCCAGAAAAAGUCAUAAUUGACGGGGAAUCAUUUUCUUUGUUUUCUCUCAAAUUAUUGGCAAAUUCUGUCAAAACCAUCGAAAUUAUUAAAACGAAAUCUGUUUUAGAAUACAUAGAGCUUGAGAACAUUACAUUAAAUAUCAAUGACAUGUUCAGAGUGAAUCAUGUUCGAGCAAAAGGAAUUUCCAAAAUUUCGAAAGGCUUCGAUUUGACGAGUUUCGAAUUGAACUAUGAGUCCAAAGACAUUUUAGACAGUUUCAAUGACAAUUACAUCAAUAACUUGACACUUAAUUUGCCAUUGGAUGUUGAAGGAAUCGAAGUUUUCGAGAAAUACUACAUUUUCCAUGAGAAAAACAACGAAAAAACGAAAUUUGACACGAGAAAGAUCCGAUCCAUUUAUCUUCUCGUGAGUAGUUAUUAUCUUAACAUGAGUACACAUUCAGACACAGCAUCAUUGAUACCAUCAAUCUCAAUGAAGCAAGGAAUCGUGUUUUUCGAUGGAAAAUGGAUAAAUGUCAGAUCAGAAUCCCAUGGAUUUUUGAAAGGAAUGACAGAAGUUGUUAUAUACGACACAUUUCCAGAAUUGAUCUAUGACAUCGACCCAACAAUCACACAGACAGUAAUGUCCCAAGAUAUCUGUCUUUUCUCAGAUUCGAUGUCUUCUGAAUCGUGUCCACGCGGUGCAAGACAAGUGAAGUAUUCUGAGAAUUCUGUCGAAAUUUUCGCAUUGAAUUCUGUUUGGUUUUACAUUUGUGACACGAAUCCGGUCUCUCCUUUGAGAAUCAAAUCAAGAAUAAAGUUCUCCCAGGUAGAGAUGUUCGCUCUUGUUACAAUACAAGACGUCAUAUUGGAUUGUCAAACAGAAAAAUUGAUUUUGAAUGGUAUUAAUUUAUGUUACACAAAAAGUGACAAUGUUUUGGAAAUGUUGAAAUUAGUUUCAAGCGAUAUUAUCAAUACAACAAGUAUAACAACUAAUCAACUUGUUGUAUGUGGAAUAUCACAAACAUUGGAUAUAAUUAAAUCCAAUAAAUUUACUUUCUUAACAAACCAAAUCAAAAAGUUAAUUUUUGACAAUGAAAACGUGACAGCAGUUGAUCCAUUUGAAAAUACAACAUUCAAAAAUAGAGAUUUUGAAUUAGUUGUAACAGAAAAUGUGAAAGUUCAAUGCGAUGAUGGAGUUUCUAAACCAAAUUUGCCUUCUUCAAUUGAACUUCAAAAAGAUUCAACUCUAUUCAUUGUUUCUUCUUCAUUUAGCUCUGUAAAUAGAGAGGAAAAAGUCAUUGUUAAAGGAAAUGGAAACCUUUUGACUGAAGAAUCUUCUCUACCUGAUUUCUUUGAUGUGGAAGAACAAGUUAAGGUGAAGACAAAGCAAACUAUUCAGUAA
Trichomonas vaginalis G3 is the source of this 4608-nucleotide messenger RNA. RefSeq lists its product as uncharacterized. The transcript has a single exon. Bases 1 to 4608 code for a protein of 1535 amino acids. The record is from RefSeq and is a predicted model, not a curated record. Lineage: Eukaryota; Parabasalia; Trichomonadida; Trichomonadidae.